Panthera uncia (snow leopard) is the source of this 6541-nucleotide messenger RNA. RefSeq names its product protein phosphatase 1 regulatory subunit 7 (gene PPP1R7). Gene Ontology annotation, molecular function: protein binding. The transcript is spliced from 10 exons. Lineage: Eukaryota; Metazoa; Chordata; Mammalia; Carnivora; Felidae. The record is from RefSeq and is a predicted model, not a curated record. The coding region runs from base 193 to 1146 and encodes 317 amino acids.
CUACUCCUGGGGCUGAGGCCCGCAUGGCCUCGCGAGUGGACUACAACUCCCAUGAGGCGCGGAGGCUGCGCAGGCGCGUCGGGGGUUCAAACCUGGGGUGGGAUUCCAUUGGCUGAGCAGCACUGAGUCGGGAGCCCUGAUUGGCUGAGGAGCCUGAGGCGACAGAUUCCGGAAAGGGGAAGAGCAGCCAACAUGGCGGCGGAACGCGGCGCGGGCCAGCAACAGUCGCAGGAGAUGAUGGAGGUUGACAGGCGAGUCGAGUCUGAAGAGUCUGGCGAUGAAGAGGGGAAGAAGCAGAGCGGCGGUAUAGUGGCAGACCUCAGCGAGCACAGCCUGAAGGACGGAGAGGAGCAGGGGGAGGAAGUCCCAGAAGGUACCAGGCCGAAAGGACAAGAGCUGCCCGUGGAUAUGGAAACCAUUAACCUGGACAGAGAUGCAGAGGACGUUGAUCUGAACCACUACCGCAUUGGGAAAAUCGAGGGAUUUGAGGUGCUGAAGAAAGUAAAGAGUCUCUGCCUCCGUCAAAAUUUAAUUAAAUGCAUUGAAAAUCUGGAGGAGUUACAGAGUCUUCGAGAGCUGGACCUUUAUGACAACCAAAUCAAGAAGAUUGAGAAUCUGGAGGCGCUAACACAGUUGGAGAUUCUAGAUAUUUCUUUUAAUCUGCUGAGGAACAUUGAAGGAGUCGACAAGCUGACACGACUGAAGAAGCUCUUCCUGGUUAACAACAAAAUCAGUAAAAUCGAGAACAUAAGCAGCUUACACCAGCUGCAGAUGCUGGAGCUGGGGUCCAACCGCAUCCGGGCAAUUGAAAAUAUUGACACGUUAACCAGUUUGGAGAGUUUGUUUUUGGGGAAGAACAAGAUCACUAAACUUCAGAACCUGGACGCACUUACCAACCUGACGGUCCUCAGUAUGCAGAGCAACCGGCUGACCAAGAUGGAAGGUCUGCAGAGCCUGGUGAACCUUCGAGAGCUGUACCUGAGCCACAAUGGCAUCGAGGUCAUCGAGGGCCUGGAGAACAAUAACAAACUCACGAUGUUGGACAUUGCAUCAAACAGAAUCAAAAAGAUUGAAAACGUCAGCCAUCUGACAGAGCUGCAGGAAUUCUGGUUUUCCAUGGUGAGCACUUACGUCUCUCGUGAUUGAAAACCAAAGCAUGGAAAAGUACAUUCGAAGAGAGCAGAGGUGAAGCUGACGCCAGUGCCUCCCGCCAAGAUAGGCUCUGUGGCUCACAGAGAAGGCCGAAGAAGACAGAACAGAACAUUAACAGCGGUCUUCCUUUUGUGGCGAGACCGCGCAUGAUUUUUAUCUUUUUCUUUUCCUCCCUUGCUGUAUUUCCCACUCCUCGGCAAUGAACAUUUUUAUCUUGGGAAGAAAAAGAGAAGGAGGUGUAUUUCCACGCAUGCUUGUCAGCAAGGGGCCGAGCAGGUGAGCCACAUGGCCGCCUUGUGUGCUCCAUACUGGCGGGAGUGCAGGGGCCAGUGGAGGCCAGCAGAGGCCGAGACCCUUCUCCUGCUGCCCUACAGGUGACUGAGGCCACGUGAGCAGACCUGGCAGGUCGCGGCGGGGUGAGAAAGAAGGGCGUGAGUUCCAAGUGAAACAUCGAUGGUGAGUCAGCAGAAACUGGUCACCAGCUGAGGGAAAGGCGAAGGUCAUGGGCAGGGAGAUGUGUGGGGCCAAGCAAGAAGGCAGCAGUUGAGCUGGGAGCAGUCUAGACAGCCUCCCCUUCACCAGAUCAUCCCGGCUCCCAGAAGUCGGCGUGGACGAGCCCAGAUACGUAGCGUGCUGCGCAGAAGUUAGUGCGUGCGUGUGUAAAGUGUAUAAAUAAGAGCGGGUACACGUGUCCCUCCUUUCUGCAGAGAGAAACCCCAGAAGCAUCAACCUGCAGAAACGGUCGCCCGUGGGGCCCGAGGGGAAGGUGGAGGGUGUAACAGCAGACCGUGUCUUCUCCAAACACAUCAUUUUGCAGAGUUUUGGUUUUUGAAAAUGCUUUAUGCUUUUUUUUAAACAUUUUUAAUUUACAAUUCUAAGUGGACUAAAACAAACGACUCAAUAUUUCAAAUUCCUACAAUAACGACACAGAAGACAGUGACGCAGGAAAGAGUUCUCUGACCAUACGGCCUUUGGGAGCUGCAUCCUAAGCACAGAAAGAACUCCUAAAGGAUCUUGAAUGUCCCUUGGUGGUUUUAUUCGUGAUAAUAUUGGUGUUAUGAUUUUGAAACUAUUUUAAAUAUGUUACAGGAUAAAUAUACUAACGUGAGUAGGAUCCUUCCGAAUACUCCACAUACAAGAAAAUAGACACAAAUACAAAGUCACACUAGUGUGGCCUGUCGUGUUGGGUUUGGAUCUGGGGCCAGGUUUAGGCAUGGAGGAAAGGCCUUCAGUCUUCCCAUCUCGCACAAACAGCUGUCACAUGGGCAGGCAUAGGGAGUAGCUGUUUCCAGGCCAUGGGCUCGGGGCGACCACCGUGUCCACACCACGGCCCUCAGCCAAGGGUGCUCGCCACACACAGGUGGGCCCAGACACAGAGCCGCGGUUUCCCCAAGCAAAGGAAGCAGAAAUUGGAGCUUGGGCUCCUGGGGCUGAAAUUUUCAGGGCAGGCUCGCAGCGGGGCGAUGGCCACACGGAGACAAAGCCAGAGAAAUCAGCCUGAGGAUCCCUCAGCCGAAGAAUAAGCUGCACAUGGGCAGCAGGCCUGGCAGAGGACAGCUGAGGACGUCGGGCCGGGCGGAGAUUCCGGAUGCCACGCAGCGUGUUGGAGGCACCGCGUUCCAACCUGCCAGGGCGGGACGGCUGGCCCGACACCCCAGAAAGCGCAUCGACAGCCCAGCACAGCCACACGUCAGAGGCACAUGCGGCACUCUCCCGGAGCCUGCGGCCAGGCCUUCACGGGACCAGGAGGCUUCGCAGAACACCGCUCUUUAGAGGAGGACAGCAAAACGCAGGCUGCAAGAAGUGUGGCAUCCACAGCAGCCAGUGUGCAGAGAGGCAGGAAAGUGCCACCCAGAACAAGGAGAAAACAUCCAUGGAAACCACAGGAGAUGACCGAUGAUGUGUCCCCCUCACUGAGAUCCUGGCAUUCGUGCCCACGUGACCCCUGCCCACAAGUGUGUGUGGGCCUUACCGACUCAUUUCCAACAAAACAUGGCAGAGGCCACAGGAGCUCACCCCUGUGCUUGGGCUAUGAAGAGGCUGCCCUCGGUCCCAGGGACUCUGUCUUGCUCUCCCUCUUGAAUCCGUACCUGAAUACGAAGUAACAGACACCUCUUCUGACGCCAGCAGCACACAAGGCACACAUCCCCUUUCUUGAAAUGCCCUACAGAUUGUCCACAAAUAGGCGAUUGUGAUAUUCUACCAGUGAUUUACAAGAUGUACCUUGAGAAUUCUUCCACACCGCUGUUUGUAAGAUGUCACUGAGUUUAGGGGAAAUUAAAUGUAAAUCUUCUAUAUAAAUAUCAGCCACAAAAAACCAUCGUAAUGGGAAAUACAUCCUGUGAAGUUAGGGUCUCAAAAACCACAAGCAGUCUGCUGGGAAGAUGUCGAGCAGGGAGACUGUCAAAAGCAGAAUUCCAGUCGUGGACUCAGGCCACCUCAUCCCUGGAUGCUAAAAUCACUGAAGAGCUGGAUGUCUGCCGUGUGUCGCCCCACGUAGAAUUUGCUAAAUGCAAAGGGCAACUUCAUCCAUAGGACCAAGUUUACCGUCCCUGACAGCAACAGCCUGAUGCUGUGUCCCCCCGCCCCCCGUGUGAGUCAUCUAUAAAGCAUACUUGCCAAAAAUGUUUAUUUGCUCUAACCAAGCAUUCAGACCUAACUUUGAGUUUACAGGAAACACGGGGGCUAGAAGAACAUGCUAGAUGACACCAAAAGAGAGCCAGAGGGUACAUCCGAAUGAGGGGCAUUCCACAGGAAAGUUAACUGAGUUUCUUCACAAAGUCAAUUUCAUUUAACAGAAGAAAAUAAAAUGUGAGUAGAAGGUGGGAAAUGUUCUAGAGUAAGAGACCUCAUACCUUCUGGGGAGAUACUCUCUAAGGGUCACACCCCACCCUGUUCCUUUACGCCCCGGUUGUAAAGAACGUAACGGGGGACAGGAGGUGCCGUGUUUUCCCUCAGUGAGUAUAACAUCUUUGCCCCGGCCUGGGCUCAGGAGACUCUGAACUGUGUGUGGAAACAAUACAAGGGAAUGGUUUUGCGCUCCAUUUUGGAAACAUGAAGAUAAGACUCUAAAAGUUAUCUGUAUCCAAGACAUCAUUCCAGUGUUCCAGUGGGGAGGAGUGAAAUCUCCAGUUCCGCACUGAUGGGAUCCUGGAGGAAAUUGCCCGGAGGCCGACUGGAUCACCCGAAAUGCUGGAAUCUGGACUUUAUAGAGAUAGUCUCCCCCCCAGAACUGGCGGCAUGCUGGUGUCCGCGGGCACCGUGACGUGCAGGACGGCAAGCGUGCGGUGGGCAGAUAGGAGAAAACGUGUAUUUUGAACCAGAAGAGGACCGGGCGCUGUGCGGCCGCCUGUGCCAGAGCUGACAGCCUGAGUCCACCACUGUGAUGUUAUGAAAAGGUUUUUAAGCAAUGUUGCAAAAAACCUUCUUUCUUCCAAAGAAUGCUGUACUGCUACUUUUAUUUUGCUGUGUUAAGGUCAAAGCGUAGGUACGUGUGUGCACCGUUUCAGUGGCUGUCCACUUUGGCGGUGGAUGGACUGCUUCCUCGGCACUUCGAAUCGUGCCCACUUUGCAUUUGGCCGUGUGAGCGGCUCACGGGUGGGUAGAUUUAUGCUUCAUCGAAUAACACUUGAGAAUGCGUCCUGAAGGAGCUGUUCUCCAGCGUCCCCUCCAGGGGAUGCACCACUCAGGCCGACGGCAGAGCGCCUUCUCAGCGCCCGGGCCCUCUUGCAGGUUUCCGUCCCUUCGCGGGGCCAAGACCUGGGUUUUGGAAACCUAGACUUUCCGAAGCAGGUGGCACCCUCGGCCCACAAGAAGUCAUGUGAAAAGAGGGUUCCUCGCCCAAGGAGGUCUGGGAGUGCGCGGGCUCACGGGGAAUUAGUGCAGACGUUCUGGCCGUGGCCGCCGAGCAGGUAGCGGACUGGCCUCCAGCCAUGAGCAAGUACAAGAUGUGGUUUGGCUCUACCCAGGCAGAGCACGAGGCUGUGGCCCUGGGGAGGCGUGGCAACUGUGGAGCGAAGAACAGAACCCGCGGUCAAAGUUUAUGGCAAGACAAGGCAUGAGGCACUGCAGAGGGGGUAGCCGUGCAGAGAAGGGGCCCAGCACACCGUGGCCGAGGCCCGAGCCGUCUGGGCCCAAGGCCGCCCCACUCAAGGCUCACGCGGUAGCAAUGCCGGGGUGCGGUGCCCACGUAGAGAGAGCUUGCCGACACCCUCAGCAUCCAGGCUGGACUCCACAGAGGCCCUUCCUGACGGAAGGACCCCAGGCUCAGAUUCGACCUACCGCAGACCCACCCUAAAUAAAGCCUAAACCAAGCUCAAACUAUCUCCAGAGGUGGAGUUUGGAGGUUGGUCCCACCGAGUCGGGGGGACCCUGACAAAGGGUGAAACCAGGUUCACUCAGGGCGUGCUGAUCAGCUGGUAUUAGAACAAAAAAUCCAUUCUCUUCAAAGAAUCCAGUGUCGAUAGCACGUUAUCCACAACGUCUAGCGUUUGGUCUAAAAUCACAGAUCUGUAAAUAGGAAAAUAUGAUCUGUGCUUAAAAAGAAGUUGUCAUAAGAAACCAAACCCUUGGUGCCAAUUAAUCUCUGGGCCUGGAGGGGGGUUGUGGUGUCUUGUUCUCAUGCCCACCUCCGGACGGUUCUUCCUCCUUCCUUCCUCCCACCACGCAGCCUGGUGUGCUCACUCCACCCCGGGGGCCUCACCCCUCCCUUCCUUGAAGAUGUCGGGACUCACUCCCACCCAGCACUGCCCCUGCCACGCGCGGUCCUUGCUGCUCUCCGAGUCCGUGUAGGUGUCCCAGGGGCCUGGCGCCUCCUCACCCCCCCAAAAGUCACGGUUGCUGACACCCCCCCUGACGGACCCCGAGCCCUGUGGUUGCCGGCUCCACGCGGUCCGCUCCAUCUGCCAGCAUUCCCAUCUGCUUGCUGCCCCAUCGAGACCAUCACCAGGGACCCCGGCCCCCUCUCCGUCUCUCGCCUUCUUAGGUGCUCACCCCCGCACCACUCCUACAUCAGGAGGCUGCUAUCGUCACCCCCUUCUGCUCGACCGGCUCACCCUGCAGAAGGUGUUAACUUCGCCUUGGCUGAGCCCACCAUGCUCCCCACGGUGCCUUCCUGCCUUUUGAGCCAAGCUUAGCCCAUCUUCUCCGGGUCAGCUUCCUCCGCCCUCGCCGGACAUCCUUGCGUGGAGAGAACCUCACUCUCAGCCCCCCAUCACGGCGGAUGUAGGCGGUUCUCUGCGGCCACCUCCUCUUCGUUCAAGGACGCCCACCAGUGACGCCCCUGCCCCAGCCCAUAAAAGCGUUUCCACCCGUGCACAGACGGGCUGCAGCCUCUCCUGUCCUGAAGGCUGCCCUCUCUCCUUGACCAUGACCCCCUCCCCCCCACCCA